AUGGCUACUAUUGCUGCUUUAUCAGCUAUUCUUGGUCAUGUACCUUCAUCCUAUUAUCAAGCAUCGAUUGCCUUCGGUGCUAAAGCAUUGAUGGUUGCUGCGUAUUUAUUUGCUAUUUCACUUCAUCUGUUCUGUGCACUACACGUCCUCAUCGAACCAAGUUCAAUCUAUUGGCUACUGAAUAUGUUUCUCGUUCACAAUACUUAUGUCUGGUGUCGAGUACUUUAUUUCUUAUUCGACUUUGCAGGUUUAUUCAAAGAAACGCUCUAUACAAACACUAUUCUAAUUUCGGGACUCAUUCUCUUCCCAGGUGUGCUCGGUGUCUCAGCCAAUAUGUUAUUCUUAGGCUAUGUAGCAACUAGUAUUCUGCUUUAUUUUGUUAUUGUUCAGCCCAAUGAAGAAGAACGUGCUCAUUUCGUUAGUGAGCAUACACGUGAUCUUCUUGUCAAUCGAACUGUUCAUGAUGCGUGGAUAAAAGAAAAGGCUCACCUGAUGAAAAUGAAGGACGAUGGUCAGGUAACUGAUCAACAAUUAGCAAAACAAGUAUUUGACCAAUUAGAUAAGAACAAAAAUGGAAUAAUCGAUGGCGAUGAAAUCGUAUAUCUACUCAGAGAAUGGGAUGUAGCGAAGAGUUUCAUCGAACGGUUUUUGCGUUUCUCGAAAAAACGUGAAAUAUCAUUUAAGAUUUUCUAUAGAAAUGUUUGGCGUCUAGGCGAAAUGGCUACUACUUAUGUUCAAGAAAGUCAAAAACGUGAAGACAAAGCGAAAGCACGCUUUCUCUUUAAUGAUUUAGAUACCGAUUCGAGUGGUUACAUUGAUGCAAUUGAAUUACAAAAACUCUUGAUUCAAUGGGGUCUACCAGAAAACGAAGUCGAUGCUUAUCUUGCCGAGGAUGACGAUAAACGUUUUUCAUUUGAAGAAUUUUACCAAAAUCUAAAACCAAUUUGGAAUUUUGCUUAUGAGCACAUGAAAGUACAAGAUGUUCCUUAA
Rotaria sp. Silwood1 is the source of this 990-nucleotide messenger RNA. Lineage: Eukaryota; Metazoa; Rotifera; Eurotatoria; Philodinida; Philodinidae. The record is from the annotation of a GenBank genome assembly.